UAAAAUGAGAGCAUUGUCGACGAUUUUAGCUAUUUUGGCAGUAUGCUGUCUUACCAGCUUUGUGCGCUGUACGGGUCCCAGCACAACUGCUGCUGAUCCCAGCACAACUGCGGCUGAUCCCAGCACAACUGCGGCUGAUCCCACCACAACUACUGCUGCUGCUACAACUACUGCUGCUGCUACAACUACUGCCUCUGAUUCUGCCACUACAUCCGGAUCAGCUACUACCACUGCCCCAACCAGCUCAUCUUCAGGUGGUACUAGCUCUAGUAGUGCCCAAAAACGACUUCGUCGCCGCAACAGGCGUUUGCGUAGACAGCUUCGCCGUUUGAGGAGGCGUCUUCGCGUAAAUAGGAAUAGGAACACCCGCCGUAGGAACCGUGUUUUCAAUAGGAACACCCGUCGUAGGAACCGUGUUUUCAAUAGGAACACCAGGAGGCUAGAAACUCUAGUUCGUGCCGGUUAAAUGAACAAGGACCCACAACCCGGAGAGC
This is a messenger RNA of Scaptodrosophila lebanonensis, 494 nucleotides long. Its product is annotated as protein new-glue 3-like. Lineage: Eukaryota; Metazoa; Arthropoda; Insecta; Diptera; Drosophilidae. The transcript has a single exon. The record is from RefSeq and is a predicted model, not a curated record. Bases 5 to 466 code for a protein of 153 amino acids.